AUGGUUGAAAGCUUUGUUGGUCCAUGGCUUACCAGUCCAAAUGUGGAUUGCGUCUUCACAUCUAGCUUGGGAACUUCCAUGUUUGGAGUUGGCGACAUGGCUCCUCUAUGGCUACAAACGAUGUGCGAUGGGUAUACGGGUAGUCGAACGGUCACAGUCACCGGAGAUCGAUCAUGGCUCGCCGUCGCCGUCGUCGUGGCCACCGUCGCCGGAGAGUGGAAGACCAAGGGAAUCCCAAAAAGAUUCUUGAGAAGACAUGGAAAGGAUCUCUCGGGCUUGGUGCUUCUCAAGGUUGCAGGCGGUUUAACCGGGCGUGUGAAACUAGAGAAGAGUGACGAUGCCAUGGUUUGGUUGUGGAAAGGAUGGCGAAAAUUCAUGGAACAUUACUCCAUCGGUCAUGGUCACCUCCUAGUCUUCAGAAAUGAAGGGGACUCCGUUUUCCAUGUGAUAAUAUUCGACAAGAGUGCUUCGGAGAUUGAUUAUCCCUCGAGCAUCGGAAGUUACAGGGCGAGCCCUGAGGGUGAAUUCCUCUCUCGAAAAGAGGAAAAUGUCGUGGAAAUCGGAGAUUCAGAGGGGUUCGUGCCUCGUUCUUGGCCAAGUUCGAAGGGCUUGUCACGAGAAUUCGGAGGUCCAAGUUCUCUCACUGCACUUGAAUUAGCCAGCAGAUUCGAAUCAGACCAUCCAUUUUUUAAAGUAGUGAUGCGACCUUCUUAUAUUCAGAAAUAUUUGUGCGUCCCUUGUAAAUUCUUCAGGAAACAUGUUCAAAAGAACAAGCAAUUUGUGACUCUUAGGUACUCAGACAGAUCAUGGCAAGUGAAGCUGAGGAGCUAUGAACACAGACGAAUGGCAUUUCUCUCUACUGGUUGGUCCUCAUUCAUGAGAGAAACUGGUCUUCAUAUAAGUGAUGUCUGUGUGUUCGAGCUCAUUGAUAGGGAUGACAUUAUGUUCAGAGUCUCCAUGUUCAACAAUGAUGGUUGGAUUGAAAUCAAACAGUCUCAAUGCCGAGAGAGCUCUUUGGAGCCCUCUUUUCAUGGUUCUCUAUGUCUGAGCCCUGUCAGUACUCAUGAAAAAGCUAGCGGAUUUGAAUCGGACCAUCCCUUUUUCAAAGUGGUGAUGCAGCCUUCUUAUGUUCAGAAUUAUUCGGUUAAGUGGAAACAUGUUCAAAAGAACAAGCAAGUUGCGACUGUUAGGUACUCAGACAGAUUGUGGCAAGUAAAGCUGCGGAGCUAUGAACACAGAGGAAUGGCAUUUCUCUCUAAUGGCUGGUCCUCAUUCGUGAGAGAAACUGGUCUUUGUCCAAGAGAUGUCUGCGUUUUCGAGCUCAUUGAUAGGGAUGGCAUUGUGUUCAGAGUCUACAUUUUCAAAAGUGAUGGUAAGGACCUGAUUUAUAUUGAUUGA
Molecule: messenger RNA, 1398 nt
Organism: Eucalyptus grandis
Lineage: Eukaryota; Viridiplantae; Streptophyta; Magnoliopsida; Myrtales; Myrtaceae
Product: B3 domain-containing protein At3g17010-like
Exons: 8
Coding region: 1-1398 (465 amino acids)
Molecular function (GO): DNA binding
Source: RefSeq, a predicted model, not a curated record